Colletotrichum scovillei is the source of this 618-nucleotide messenger RNA. Its product is annotated as cell wall protein. The coding region runs from base 1 to 618 and encodes 205 amino acids. The record is from RefSeq and is a predicted model, not a curated record. Lineage: Eukaryota; Fungi; Ascomycota; Sordariomycetes; Glomerellales; Glomerellaceae. The transcript is spliced from 2 exons.
AUGAAGUUCACUACCGAGAUCACUCUCCUCACUCUGGCUAUGGGCGUCUUCGCCGAGCCCCCCACCAAGGUCGUCGCCGAGCGUGACCUGGCCACCAUUCAGGGUGUCAUCCAGCAAGUCGGUAACUCACUGAAGGACCUCAAUAAGGCUGGUACCCAGCAGGUUAUGGGCACGAGCGAGAUCACCCUCAACGAGGCCCUCCAGCUCCAGCAGUUCGUCUCUGGACUUCAGAGCGACGGCAACGCCCUCACCAAGAACCUCGAGAAGAAGAAGCCCGAAUUCGAGAAGGCCAGCCUUUGCGGUAUCAUCUCCUCACAAGUCGGCUCCGUUGGCGAUGGUGCCAAGAAGCUCAUCGAUACCGUCGUCACAAAGGUUCCUCAGAGUGUCCAGUCCGUCGCCAGCCAACUUGCCGGCAGCUUCGCCACAACACUCUCAUCAACCCAGCAGUCAUUCGCCGCAGGCAACUGCACCAACGCAAACGGCAUGGGUGGCGGCGGCAACGGAACCUCCAACAACGGUACACCCAAGACUUCCUCCCCCGCCAAGGCUAGCGCCGCUACCCUCUCCGUCGGCCUCGGCUCGAUCGCCGCCGCGGCGUUUGCUGUCAUGUUGCUGUAA